AGUGCUUCAGAAUAUGUUGGUGCAAUAUUAAUAAUAAUUGCAUGCAGAUAGAGACAGAGAAAGCAAGGAUUUUCUUGACGGAGGGAAGUACAGAAUUAAGAUGAAGUUCUUUCUUUGGACAACUGUACUGAUUUUAUGCUUGCUGCCAUCAUCCUUUGGGUUUUCCUACAACCAUAAUAAACUUCAUCCAAAAAAGUUUGAACGAAUAAAGAAAGAAAUAGCAAGUUACAAAGAAGUUGCUAAUGCUAUAAUAGAACUUGCUGUUCAUGGCAGUGCCCAGAACAGGUCAUAUAACAGACUGGCGAAGUUUGUUGACACAAUAGGUAAUAGAAUGAGCGGUUCUGACAACUUGGUAAAUGCCAUUAAGUACAUGUACAAUGUACUUCAUGAGGACAAACUACAAAAUGUUUCCUUAGAACCAGUAAAAGUGCCACAUUGGGAGCGCGGAGAAGAGUUCGCCAUGAUGCUAAAACCAAGGAACAAAAGUAUUGCUAUAUUGGGACUUGGCAGCACCAUAGGAACUCCACCUGAAGGUAUAUCCGCUGAAGUCAUUGUAGUGUCGUCUUUCACUGAACUUCACAGCAGAGCCAAGGAGGCUAAAGGGAAAAUUGUUGUUUACAAUCAGCCAUUUGUUAGCUAUGGAGAAACUGUGCAGUACAGAGCAUAUGGUGCAUCAGAAGCUGCUAAAGUUGGUGCAGUGGCAUCUUUGAUCAGAUCAAUAACACCGUUUUCUAUUUAUAGUCCUCACACGGGAUGGCAGGAUUACCAAAAAGAUGUGCCUAAGAUCCCCACAGCUUGCAUUACAAUAGAAGAUGCUGAAAUGUUUGCACGAAUGGCUUCAAGAGGUGAAAAGAUAGUUGUUCAGCUGAAAAUGGGAGCAGUUAAUCAUCCAGACGCAGAUUCAUUUAAUACUGUGGCGGAGAUCGUUGGCAGCAAGUAUCCUGAACAGGUUGUAAUUGUCAGCGGACACCUGGACAGCUGGGAUGUUGGACAAGGAGCAAUGGAUGAUGGAGGUGGAGCCUUUAUAUCAUGGGAAGCACUGUCUCUCAUUAAAGAUCUUGGUCUGCAGCCUAAAAGAACCGUUCGUCUAGUACUUUGGACUGGGGAGGAGCAAGGAGGAGUAGGAGCUGGUCAAUAUUAUGAAAGGCACAAAGGAGACAUUUCUAAUAUGGACUUGGUAAUGGAGUCUGACAUUGGUACAUUUAUGCCAACUGGAAUGCAGUUUAGCGGAAGUAAUGAAGCACGAGCCAUCAUGACCGAGAUCAUGCAGCUACUAAAGCCAAUCAAUCUUACAAACCUUUAUGAUAAUGCUGAAGGCACUGACAUUAGAUACUGGAUGCAAGCUGGAGUUCCAGGUGCGAGUCUCAUUGAUGACAUAGAGAAAUAUUUCUGGUUUCAUCAUUCACAAGGAGAUACUAUGACAGUUCAGAAUCCAAUCUGGAUGAACCUCUGUGCUGCUGUUUGGACUGUUGUUUCGUAUGUUGUGGCUGAUUUGGAAGAGAUGUUGCCAAGGUCAUAAAAAGCAAGACAGCAGGCUCCUAUUCUUCAAUGUGAACUGCAAAAUCCGUAUAUUCAUAUAUCUGUUUUUCCUAUCAGAAAGUAAAUCAUGCUCUUUUUUUAUUAUGUAAAAUUGGGCUAUAUUAUAUUACCACUGAAAAUUGAUUCCUUCAUAUCCAUUUGCUUGCUUUAUAAUUCAGUUUUUUUGUCAUUGAAUCAGAAGGUGAUUUGUCUGUCCUGCUCUAUUUUAAUAUUACUGUCAGAAAUAAAUA
Pelobates fuscus (common spadefoot toad) is the source of this 1769-nucleotide messenger RNA. RefSeq names its product carboxypeptidase Q (gene CPQ). The coding region runs from base 101 to 1519 and encodes 472 amino acids. Gene Ontology annotation, molecular function: metallodipeptidase activity. Gene Ontology annotation, biological process: peptide catabolic process; proteolysis. NCBI's taxonomy places the organism in Eukaryota, Metazoa, Chordata, Amphibia, Anura, Pelobatidae. The transcript is spliced from 8 exons. The record is from RefSeq and is a predicted model, not a curated record.